This is a messenger RNA of Solanum verrucosum, 1722 nucleotides long. RefSeq names its product bifunctional TH2 protein, mitochondrial-like. The coding region runs from base 165 to 1502 and encodes 445 amino acids. The record is from RefSeq and is a predicted model, not a curated record. Lineage: Eukaryota; Viridiplantae; Streptophyta; Magnoliopsida; Solanales; Solanaceae. Gene Ontology annotation, cellular component: cytosol. The transcript has 4 exons.
AGUGGGAUGCUGAUAUUGGCAAGAAGUGCACUCUCAACCCCAUAACACUCAAGUUCACAGAGUUCUUAAAGGCUACAGCCUCAGGAAAGAUUGAAGGAGUAUGCGCUGAAAAAUUUGAAACAGAGUUUGAGAGAACUAAGUUGCCAGCUUAUAUCUUUGGUGCUAUGAUUCCUUGCCUUAGGCUUUAUGCCAACCUUGGUAAGGAGCUUCUGGUGUUUCUUCAGGGAAAUCCAACUCAUCAAUAUAGGAUAAUCAUUCGAAAUUAUGCUUCUGAAAGUUUGGAGGAAUUGGCUAAGAAAAAUGAGAACUUGUUGGACAAACUAAGCAUCACUUUGACAAGCCACGAGCUCAGCAUCGUUGAGAAGCUUUAUGAAAAGGCAAUGAAAAUUGAAGUGGGGUUCCUGUUAGGGCAGCCACUUGAUCAGAAAUCUGUCAUCCCUAUAUCAAGAGAGCACAAUCUUGAUGAAGAACGGCUUGUGAUAUUCUUUAAGUUUGAUUCAACAUGCUCAGUUAUUGAUUCUUCAGCCAUCUUGGCAGAAAUGACAAUUGUAUCAGCACCAAAAUCUGAUGAAAAUCAACCAGAAAAUCAACCAGAGAACCAACCAGAAAAUCAACCAGAGAACCAACCUGAGAGCCAACCAGAGAAUCAACCUGAGUGCCAACCAGAGAAUCAACCUGAGUGCCAACCAGAGAAUCAAGUUGUUCGACUAUUGUCAGAAGUUCUUAAUAGUACAUGGGACGAUAUCUGUAAGGACUAUACCGAUGAAUAUGAGAAAUGCAUAGACACACUGUUGCUCACUCAUGAAAAAGCUGAAAAACUUGAUUAUGAAAGGCUGCAUAAAGCACUUGAGCAGCUUUCAGAUUUUGAGAAAAGAGCUAAUACGAGGGUGAGUGAAUCUGGAGUACUGAGAGGUCUGAGACUUGACGGGAUAAAGCGAGUUGGUGAGCUGAUGGUUCUCCAGGAUGGUUGUAAAAACUUUUUCCAGAGCAUAAUAAAAAAUGAACAGUUGAAUGCAGACAUUCAUGCCCUCUCCUGUUGUUGGUGCAGUGACCUUAUAAGGUCUGCCUUUUCAUCAGAUGGUUUGGAUGUUGUGAAUGUGCACGCGAAUGAGUUUAUAUUUGAAGAAAAUCUAUCCACUGGUGUAAUUGUUAGUAAAGUUGAAGGCCCCUUCGACAAGGUUCAAACCUUCAGUGAAGUUUUAAACAACUACAACGAUGACAAAAAGAACCUGACUGUUCACAUUGGGGAUACAGUGAGUGAUUUGCUUUGCUUGCUGCAAGCAGAUAUUGGCAUUGUGAUUAAUCCAAGCCCAAACCUGAUGAGAGUCGGGAAUCAUUUUGGUGUUUCUUUCAUUCCUCUGUAUCGUGGCAUCAUUGAGAAACAGAAGACUUAUGCUAAGAAAGACUCAACUAGUUGGAACAAACUCUCUGGUGUUCUCUAUACUGUUUCUAGCUGGGCUGAGAUUCACAUGUUCAUACAGGGAUCGAUAUACACAGAUUAGUCGUGUUAAUUAGGACGUACAUAAAUUCAUACAUAGGGGUAGUAGAUCAUCAUACAUACAGCUUGGUGGCAAGUUCUAUUGCAGUCCACAGAAUGAACUCUUUUUUACAAGACCAUCUCUUCAGAAGUGUAAAUUUUUGAUUCGUUGAAUCGUCAUGAGGAAGCUGGUGUUUCAACAAUAUUGCUCAAGUGUUACAUACAUGGUUGUUACAGAUAUAUAC